Dipodomys ordii (Ord's kangaroo rat) is the source of this 827-nucleotide messenger RNA. It is a transcript of the gene Med11, whose product is annotated as mediator complex subunit 11. The transcript has 3 exons. Gene Ontology annotation, molecular function: transcription coregulator activity. The record is from RefSeq and is a predicted model, not a curated record. Gene Ontology annotation, cellular component: mediator complex. NCBI's taxonomy places the organism in Eukaryota, Metazoa, Chordata, Mammalia, Rodentia, Heteromyidae. Gene Ontology annotation, biological process: regulation of transcription by RNA polymerase II. The coding region runs from base 67 to 420 and encodes 117 amino acids.
UCCAUUUCCGGGCGCCAGCAUCGCAUUUCUCAAAAGGACAAAACCUCGUGGUUUUCCCGAAGAGCAAUGGCUACCUACAGCCUGGCGAACGAGCGACUACGCGCCCUGGAGGACAUAGAACGGGAAAUCGGCGCCAUCCUCCAAAAUGCAGGGACCGUGAUCCUAGAGCUGUCGAAGGAGAAAACCAACGAGCGACUUCUCGACCGGCAGGCGGCAGCCUUCACCGCCUCGGUGCAGCACGUGGAGGCCGAGCUGUCGGCUCAGAUCCGCUACCUCACCCAGGUGGCUACGGGACAACCCCAUGAAGGCUCCAGUUACUCUUCCAGGAAGGACUGUCAAAUGGCUCUAAAACGUGUAGAUUAUGCCCGCCUCAAGCUCGGUGAUGUGGCCCGAACCUGUGAGCAGAUGCUGGAGAACUGAGGCAAUGAGGAGAACCCAGAACAUGGAGGGAGGCUGUGACCUGUGCCCAGAGGCAGUUGGAGACCCACAGGACCCACAGGACGAGGACUACAUACUGACAUACAUAUGUGCCCUCAUGUGCAGAGGAGAUUAGGACAAGGGGGCAGAACAUGGAAAUGGAGAAACGAAAGCCCAAGCCUGCCUACACUUGUGCCCUGGCUCCUCCAGCAGAUUGCUCCUGCUUUCCACUACACAAGCUCAGACUGGAGUUGGUGACUCAGUGGGUUGGACCAACCCACUUCCUCAUGAACAUCAUGCUCCAGCCCCAGGCUUCCUGAAGAUUUGGUCCAAUGAACAAUAUUCUACAUUGUUGCAAGACACAAAAACAAGAACUACUGGUUUCAGUAAUAAAAGCAGUAACACUUUUA